UAUGGCGGGUUGUUUUGGCGCGAAAAUUCAUCCAUAUUAGGGUUUACUCAUUCUCAGUGGCUUUUCUCUUUCCCACCAAAUUUCAAGGUUGCUUUCGCGAGAACCCUUCUUCUCUCUUCUAAGAUCGAAAUUUGCUCAAGUAAAAAACCCAGGGAUUUCAGUUAUGAUCAUGUAGAAUCGCACAAUUUCGUAUCGCUUUUCCGACUUCAGGCCGAUUUCAUGUGAUUUUGCUCAAUUCUUGACUAUAUGCACGAUCAGGAUCUUUAGGGGUGAAUGCAAUCCUAAAAUCAUACGAUUUUAUGAUCUGGAUCACAAUUCUGUUGACAAUGGUUACAGCCUAAUGAAACCUGAUGCCUGCUUGUACUAGUCCUAAAUGGGUAGGCAUCCUGGUUUGACAGUUCUACAAUUUGCAAGGCCGAGACAUCUGAGGAGAAAUAUUCGUCUUGUCGUCAAUCUUCAUAAAAAUGAUCCCACAACAAGAUUCCGAGUUUGAUUCCAAUUGUCUCAAACCAUAUUACGGAAAGCUGUUUCCUUAUGCUGAUAUAUUUAAAUGGAUGUCUUAUGGCCACGAUGGGAAACAUCCUGGUUGUGAUCAGUCCUACUUUGGAAGAAGGGAAUUUUCCUUCACUUUGAAUGGUGACUUUUAUCUGCGCUUCCAAUCUUACAACAAUGCCCUUGAGCUCGAAAAAGCCAUCAAAGAAAAAUGCCCUUUAAAGAUUGACAUUGGACCUGUCUACACAGUCGAUCCUGCAAAAAGGCAUGCCUAUGCACAAAGUGAUAAUAAUGUCUUCACUCCAGUUGAGAGGGAGUUGAUUUUUGAUAUUGAUAUGACAGAUUAUGAUGAUGUCAGAUACUGCUGCAAGGGGGCUGAUGUUUGCUUGGAUUGCUGGCCAUUGAUGACCAUAGCCAUCAAAGUGAUUGAUACUUCCUUAAGAGAUGACUUUGGCUUCAAGCACAUACUCUGGGUCUAUAGUGGACGAAGAGGUGUUCACUGUUGGGUGUGUGAUGGGAAGGCAAGAAGGUUGACUAAUGAGCAAAGAGCUUCUGUUGCUGACUAUUUUCGUGUUUACAAGGGCAAUGAAAAUAGUCAUAAGAAGGUUUCUUUGAUGGGUGCUGCUCUUCAUCCUUUCUUGGCGACAUCAUACACCAACGUUCUCAAAGACUAUUUCGAGAAAGUACUGCUUACACGUCAAAACUUACUCGCUACUGAGGAGAGAUAUGAGAAGAUCCUAAGCAUGAUUCCUGAUGAAUCUAUUGCUUCUGAACUUAGGGGAAAAUGGCAAGACAGUAGGCGUUCCUCUAGUGCAAAAGAAGAUAUUAAUAUUGUACGAUGGGAACAGUGCAAGCAGUUGUUGCAAUCUGGAAAACAUAAGUCACAAGGGUUGCGUAGAUGUGUUGAAGAGAUUGUGUUCUGCUAUACUUACCCCAGGCUAGAUAUGGAGGUUUCAAAACAUAUGAAUCAUUUGCUUAAAGCUCCAUUUUGUGUACAUCCAAAAACAGGUCGUGUCUGUGUCCCUAUUGACCCAAAUCGAUGCGACGAGUUCGAUCCUACUACAGUACCCACUGUUUUCCAGCUUUUAGAAGAGCUUAAUAAUGAAGGCUUGAGAGCCGAUGUUAAUGGUGAGAGGAGUGGAACUUCCCUUGGAAACUCCGUUACGCUUUUCAGAUCAUCGUUCUUAGAACCUUUACAAAAAGGCAGCAAGGAGGAGAUAGAAAGAUCCUAUAAUUUAAAGUUGCAGCAGUCAAAGAACUCCAUAGGUUGGUAGUGCAAUGCAUUAUUGACUGGUCAUGUAGAUCUUGUGGUGAAAUCUGGUUUGAUACAUUUACAGUUGAAACAAGGAUGAAAUGUUUGUGGCAUUAUUUAAUUAAGAUGCCGUUUGCCCCCUUUGUAUUUUUCUAGAAACUACAACCUCUAUUUUGUUUCUGCUGAGUAAUGCACUUGAAUUUCAGUCUCGGUUGUAUAUAAGUUGGAUGAAAAAGUUUAGAUGUUCUAAUUUAUCUGUGAUAUUUCACACUACUGUAGUAUAUUGCUUCCAUUACAUGAUGGAACCAAA
Messenger RNA from Medicago truncatula (barrel medic), 2054 nucleotides. Its product is annotated as DNA primase small subunit. Lineage: Eukaryota; Viridiplantae; Streptophyta; Magnoliopsida; Fabales; Fabaceae. Gene Ontology annotation, biological process: DNA replication, synthesis of primer. The coding region runs from base 465 to 1766 and encodes 433 amino acids. The record is from RefSeq and is a predicted model, not a curated record. The transcript has 18 exons.